This is a messenger RNA of Symbiodinium necroappetens, 495 nucleotides long. The record is from the annotation of a GenBank genome assembly. NCBI's taxonomy places the organism in Eukaryota, Dinophyceae, Suessiales, Symbiodiniaceae.
AUGGGCUUGUUCAAUGGCCUCUGGCUUGGGAGCUGCCUGGUGCUAGCAUCGUGCAGCGUCAACGCCAUCAUUUGGGAUGGGACAUGCAGUGGAGAGAGCAAUCUUGCUCGAGAAGUGGCCUCGUGCUUCUCAUGGAAAGCACUGGGAGAGAAUGUGCACAUCAAAGUCUUAGCCUUCAACGCCACCGUGAAGGAAGGCAAGAUGCAGCUGCGUGGCACAGGCGUUUCCGAGACGGAAUGCGAGAUCCAGUUUUCCCAGGAAGCUCAAGCGAUAAACUUGCGCCAAGCAUGCUUGCCAAGCGGUGUGAGUUCUGUGACAAUGAAGUAUUGCUCGGAUCAGGACGCCUUCUUGUUGCAGGCGAUGGUCGCAGGCAUGUCUACCGAUGUCUUCUUGGCAAAGGGCACAUGCAGUGCAGAGACCUCGCUAGCGCAGUCUAUCAUCAGGCGAGACCGAGACCGUCCUGUGCAGCAUCAUCGUUUCGAUAGUCCCCCGUGA